AUGCAAAUUAAGUCAAGACAAUGGAGUAGUUUAUCUUUCUUUGAGAGAGCCAUACAAAGAUGCGAAGGCAUUUUAUGGGAUAUCUGCUCUUUCCUAUUAAUUGAGGAUCUAAAGGAAUUAGAACAAUCAAGCCGUUGGAUACGUUUCUCAUUGGGAUUACUGAGUGACGAACCUAAUUUCCUAUUGGUAAAUAUUUGGAAGCGUGUUUUAACUGACCCUAUGUACUAUCCUUGUGAUUACCUAAAAUCAAAUAAUAUAUAUAAGCUAAAUAUUGAAAUGAUUCACCCAAAAAACUAUAGACUCAUAUCGCUUGCACUCCAAGGAGGAGGAUGGAGUAAAAGAGCAAUAAUUAUCAAAGAUAAGUUGUUUAAUGGAAUACUUGGAACACCGAUAAACUCUAUGAAAAUAUAUAGAAAAAGAAAAAUAACAUCUACUGGUUUUUCCACAAUAUUAGCUCCAGUGAAGAACAACUCAUUUCUAGUAAACAAGAUGUCAAAUCGUUCAACAUUUAUAUCUCCAUUCUUAAAAAAAAAAGUAUAA
This is a messenger RNA of Cryptosporidium muris RN66, 540 nucleotides long. RefSeq lists its product as uncharacterized. The transcript has a single exon. The coding region runs from base 1 to 540 and encodes 179 amino acids. NCBI's taxonomy places the organism in Eukaryota, Apicomplexa, Conoidasida, Eucoccidiorida, Cryptosporidiidae. The record is from RefSeq and is a predicted model, not a curated record.